UUGGUAUAUCGCUAUUUUCAGGAAGUUGCAACAGCGAAAAAACACGGAACCAAAAAUCAAAAACUCGCGUUAGCGGCAUUGAAGCGGAAAAAGCAUCACGAAACUGAAUUGUCACGAAUUGACGGGGUAUUAAUAAAAAUUGAAGCACAACGGGCUGCUUUGGAAGAUGCUGGCCUUAACAUGGAAGUGCUAGGUGUUGGAGAACUUAUGGAUAGCAUAGCGGAAGACCUCCAACUGUCGGACGAGUUUGCAACGGCUAUCAGUCAACCAAUAGGUGAUGUCGCAGACGAGGAUGAAUUAUUGAAAGAACUGGAAGAACUUGAAAAGGGCUCAAUCGCUGACAUCCCGGUUGAAUUACCCGAAGCACCUAGUGGGCCGAUUACUAGAGCGCGCGCGAGUCGCGACAAGCUACGUCGAAUGGACACAGAGAUGGAGGAGCUGCAAAAAUGGGCUGCGGCUAACUAG
Messenger RNA from Cylicostephanus goldi, 465 nucleotides. The record is from the annotation of a GenBank genome assembly. Lineage: Eukaryota; Metazoa; Nematoda; Chromadorea; Rhabditida; Strongylidae.